Molecule: messenger RNA, 3788 nt
Organism: Bufo bufo (common toad)
Lineage: Eukaryota; Metazoa; Chordata; Amphibia; Anura; Bufonidae
Gene: ATP2A1
Product: ATPase sarcoplasmic/endoplasmic reticulum Ca2+ transporting 1
Exons: 22
Coding region: 220-3204 (994 amino acids)
Biological process (GO): calcium ion transmembrane transport; intracellular calcium ion homeostasis
Cellular component (GO): membrane
Molecular function (GO): P-type calcium transporter activity; ATP hydrolysis activity; ATP binding
Source: RefSeq, a predicted model, not a curated record
CCAGGGUGAAGGGUGAUCCAGAUUCCUGCUAAGGACAGAGCAGGAGAUGAGCUGUUGAGCCACGGGUCGUCUUUUAAGCAAGAAUCCUCUGCAAUACUCAGCAGAAGAAUAAAGGGAGUCCUGCCCGCCAUAAGACUGUUCACCACGAGAGGUGGGGGAAAUAGGCCACUUUAUCUAAAGGACAACGUGAGCCCUUUGCGGCAGGGCUGAAAGGGAAAGAUGGAGAACGCGCAUAUGAAAUCCACAGAGGAAUGCCUCGCCUAUUUUGGGGUCGAUGAAAAUACAGGCUUGUCACUCGAACAAGUUAAGAAGAACUUUGAGAAGUUUGGACCCAAUGAGCUCCCAGCUGAGGAGGGAAAGACCAUUUGGGAACUAGUCGCAGAACAGUUUGAAGAUCUGCUUGUCCGAAUUCUGCUGCUGGCCGCCGUCAUAUCUUUCGUGCUGGCCUGGUUUGAAGAAGGUGAAGAGACAGUCACAGCUUUUGUGGAACCCUUCGUCAUCCUGCUGAUCCUCAUCGCCAAUGCAGUUGUAGGAGUCUGGCAGGAAAGGAACGCUGAAGAUGCCAUUGAAGCUCUUAAGGAAUAUGAGCCCGAAAUGGGAAAAGUUUACCGCAGCGACAGAAAAUCAGUACAAAGAAUCAAGGCAAGAGUGAUCGUGCCUGGUGACAUUGUGGAAGUAGCAGUUGGUGACAAAGUUCCAGCUGACAUCAGACUCAUCAGCAUUAAAUCCACCACCCUGCGUAUUGACCAGUCCAUCCUGACAGGAGAGUCUGUCUCCGUCAUUAAACACACAGAGACUGUCCCCGACCCCAGAGCUGUCAAUCAGGACAAGAAAAACAUGCUGUUCUCCGGUACCAACGUAGGAGCUGGUAAGGCUAUUGGCGUUGUCAUUGCCACUGGAGCCAACACUGAAAUUGGUAAGAUUCGUGACGAGAUGGCAGCCACAGAACAAGAGAAGACCCCACUUCAGCAGAAACUGGAUGAGUUUGGCGAGCAGCUGUCCAAAGUCAUUUCCCUCAUCUGCGUUGCUGUAUGGAUGAUCAACAUUGGACACUUCAAUGACCCCAUCCAUGGUGGCUCUUGGAUCAAAGGAGCUAUUUAUUACUUCAAGAUUGCUGUGGCUCUGGCUGUAGCUGCCAUUCCUGAAGGUCUCCCCGCUGUAAUCACCACUUGUCUGGCCUUGGGCACAAGACGUAUGGCUAAGAAGAACGCUAUUGUCAGAAGCUUACCCUCUGUGGAAACUCUUGGCUGCACAUCAGUCAUUUGCUCUGACAAGACUGGAACUCUGACCACCAACCAGAUGUCUGUCUGCAGGAUGUUUGUCAUGGAUAAAGUUGAGGGUGAUGUCUGCUCCCUAAACGAGUUCUGCAUCGGUGGAUCCACCUACGCCCCUGAAGGAGACGUCACGAAGAAUGAUAAGAUUGUGAAGGCCGGCCAAUAUGAUGGGCUAGUGGAAUUGGCCACAAUCUGUGCACUUUGCAAUGACUCUUCUCUCGACUUCAACGAGACCAAAGGAGUGUAUGAGAAGGUCGGAGAAGCCACCGAGACCGCUUUGACAACUCUUGUUGAGAAGAUGAACGUAUUUAACACAGAAGUAAAGAGUCUGUCUAAAGUCGAGCGUGCCAAUGCCUGUAACUCUGUUAUUAAACAGCUGAUGAAGAAAGAAUUCACCCUGGAGUUCUCCCGUGACCGGAAGUCCAUGUCCGUUUUCUGCACACCCGCCAAAGCUUCCAGAGCUGCAGUUGGUAACAAGAUGUUUGUGAAGGGUGCCCCAGAGGGUGUCAUUGACCGUUGCAACUAUGUGCGUGUGGGCACAACACGGGUACCUUUCACCUCUGCCAUUAAGGAUAAAAUCCUGUCUAUAAUCAAGGAGUGGGGCACAGGAAGAGACACCUUGCGUUGCUUGGCUCUUGCCACAAGAGACACCCCACCAAAGAGAGAAGACAUGGUUCUUGAGGACGCUACCAAGUUUGUUGACUAUGAGACUGACCUGACAUUUGUUGGCUGCGUGGGUAUGCUGGACCCCCCUCGCAAGGAAGUCAUGGGCUCAAUCAAGCUUUGCCGUGAAGCUGGUAUCCGUGUCAUCAUGAUCACCGGUGAUAACAAGGGCACAGCCAUUGCCAUCUGUCGUCGUAUUGGCAUCUUUGGCGAGGAUGAUGAUGUAACAGGACGUGCCUACACCGGUCGUGAAUUUGAUGAUCUGCCCCCAGCAGAACAAAGACAUGCCUGCAAAAAUGCAUCCUGCUUUGCCAGAGUUGAGCCAAGUCACAAAUCUAAGAUCGUUGAGUUCCUGCAGUCCUUUGAUGAAAUCACAGCUAUGACUGGUGAUGGUGUCAAUGAUGCCCCUGCUCUUAAGAAAGCUGAGAUUGGUAUUGCCAUGGGUUCUGGUACCGCUGUGGCUAAGACAGCCUCUGAAAUGGUGUUGGCUGAUGACAAUUUCUCCACCAUUGUGGCUGCAGUAGAAGAGGGUCGUGCCAUUUACAACAACAUGAAGCAAUUUAUCCGCUACCUCAUUUCUUCCAACGUAGGAGAGGUCGUCUGUAUCUUCCUAACUGCUGCUUUGGGUCUGCCCGAGGCUUUGAUCCCUGUACAACUGCUUUGGGUGAACCUGGUCACUGACGGUCUGCCUGCUACAGCCCUGGGCUUCAAUCCCCCCGACCUGGACAUCAUGGACAGACCACCCCGUAGCCCCAAGGAGCCCCUCAUCAGCGGCUGGCUGUUCUUCCGUUACAUGGCCAUUGGAGGCUAUGUGGGUGCCGCCACUGUAGGUGCUGCAGCAUGGUGGUUCAUGUGUGCCGAUGAUGGACCUUCGGUGACUUUCUACCAGCUGAGCCAUUUCAUGCAGUGCACAGAAGACAAUCCUGACUUUGAAGGCCUUGAAUGUGAAAUCUUUGAAUCUCCAGUCCCCAUGACCAUGGCUCUGUCCGUGCUGGUCACCAUUGAGAUGUGCAAUGCUCUGAACAGUCUUUCAGAGAACCAGUCUCUGAUCAGGAUGCCCCCAUGGGUCAACAUUUGGCUGCUGGGCUCCAUCUGCCUCUCCAUGUCCCUCCACUUCCUGAUCCUUUAUGUUGAUCCCCUACCAAUGAUCUUCAAGUUGACACCUCUGGACUUCACUAAGUGGUUUGUUGUCCUGAAGAUUUCUUUCCCCGUCAUCCUAUUGGACGAACUUUUGAAAUUUGUUGCCCGUAACUACCUUGAAGCAUAAUCCUUUCCUCACCACUUCCCUGUUCCUGUUUAACAGAAAAAGAAAAACUGAUGUAAAAGUAAACGAGCUUUUUACAGAAAACCCGUCAGAUCUCAGCCCACGUAUCCAUUGAGACUUUCUCCAUAUCUGUCCCCUCCUAACAUUUCUAUCUUGUCUCCUUAAAACACAUCACUGCCAAAUCUCCACCCGCCUUCCCAAAGUCCGUCCAUCCUGGUGUAUGCCGGGUGUGAUGCAAGGGCUCUGUUACCGAAGGGCUGUUAUUCUGUUUCCAAGUACCUGUUAGGUUUUGCUUCCAAUCUUUUUUUAUAGCACUCCCCUCCCAUUUAUCCUGUUUGACCAGCAUUCAAGUGAAGGAAAAUGUCACACAGCUGGAGAAUACCCGGACUAAGAAUGUAUUUCCCUCACAGUCUAUUCCAUCAGUGGAAGUCACAGUCGGUGGUUUGUAAAUUGCAGCGUCAUGUUAUUCUGAUCCCAGCUCUCCGAGGGAGUUGCAGCUUGUAGCAAAGAAAAAAAAGGAAGCGAGAAAAAAACCAAAUGAAAACUGUUCUAGCUAUUUAUUAAAAUUAAAAUAAGUUAAACUAAAA